AUGAUUUUCGAAGACUCUACGGAAUUUGAUUGUAUUGAAAACGUCACUUAUGAUAAUUCAAACAACUUAGAGUCUUCUAAAAGUACAUUUAUAAAGUUUUAUGAAAUUUACAAUUUGAUUACUGUAUUUAUUGGGAAUCUCUUAUUCAUCUUUUUGUUUAUAUACAAUCGCCGUAAAACUGCAAAUUCUUCUGAACAGCGCGAAUUUCAAGAACACCAUGCACCAAUAUUUUCACAAUUAUACUAUAUCACACUUCUCUAUCUUAUAAGUGAAAACUUUUGUUUUUUACUAUACGCAAUUGGAGAAAUCAGCUCCAAUGAAAAAGUUUGCGCUAUUUUGAUUGCAUUGAAAAUAUCUAUGGAAUCUGGAUUUUUCGAUGUUUUUCAAAAUGUUUUAUUCGCAAGUGUCACCGUUUUUUCAUUUUUGGCAGCUACUCAGAGAAUGAUCCUUGUUUAUUUUUCAAGCAUUAAAUGGAUCAUUACGGGGUUUAAUUUGAAAAUUAUAAUUUUUGUCGUCUACUUUUUUCUGGCUCAUUACUGCUGGAUUACUUACCAAUGCGAGAUACCAUCAUGCGUGAAUUACCAAUCAAUUUUGAAAUAUCAGAUUUUAAAUUACACAUAUAAUAUCAUCAUUUUUCUCAUGGCAUUUUCCACAGGUUGUUUUUAUAUCCAUAUAUUUAAACUAGUGGGGAAAAUUGCGAAAAAAUCAAGAGCCAAUAUUUUAUACCAGUUUGUGCCGAUCUAUACAGUACAAACGAUUCACAUUACUGCUUAUCUCUACGCUUUGCUAAUGUCUGACAUUUUUUCGACAAAUCUUGUAUCGUUGGUUAAUGAUCUUUCAACAGUCUUGAUUUUACCGUUUAUUCCCGUUAUUGUAUCUUUAUCGUAUAUAGCUUCGAAGGAAAAUUUGAGAGCAAUGGGAUUGAAUUUUAUGAGUUCUGUGUUGGCAGCGACUAUAGGAUAA
Caenorhabditis briggsae is the source of this 963-nucleotide messenger RNA. NCBI's taxonomy places the organism in Eukaryota, Metazoa, Nematoda, Chromadorea, Rhabditida, Rhabditidae. The record is from RefSeq and is a predicted model, not a curated record. The transcript is spliced from 4 exons. Bases 1 to 963 code for a protein of 320 amino acids.